AUGGGGACAUCUGAGAUCCCCCAGUGUGCCGGCUGCAACCAGCACAUCCUGGAUAAGUUCAUCUUGAAAGUCCUCGACCGCCACUGGCACGGUUCUUGCCUCAAGUGUGCAGAUUGCCAAAUGCAGCUGGCAGAUCGCUGCUUCUCGAGAGCCGGGAGCGUCUAUUGCAAAGAAGACUUCUUCAAGCGUUUCGGUACAAAAUGUACAGCGUGCCAGCAGGGGAUCCCACCCACGCAGGUGGUCAGGAAAGCCCAGGACUUUGUCUAUCACCUGCACUGCUUUGCCUGCAUCAUCUGCAAUCGCCAACUGGCCACAGGCGAUGAGUUCUACCUCAUGGAAGACGGACGCCUGGUGUGCAAGGAAGACUAUGAGACAGCCAAGCAGAACGACGAUUCAGAAGCUGGAGCUAAGAGGCCUCGAACUACCAUCACAGCCAAACAGUUGGAAACAUUAAAAAAUGCCUACAAAAACUCCCCCAAACCAGCGAGGCAUGUGCGGGAGCAGCUGUCUUCUGAAACUGGAUUGGACAUGCGGGUUGUACAGGUCUGGUUUCAAAAUAGAAGAGCCAAAGAGAAACGCCUGAAGAAAGAUGCUGGGCGUCACCGCUGGGGCCAGUUCUACAAGAGCGUCAAGAGGAAUCGAGGCGGCAGCAAACAUGAAAAGGAGAGCUCUGCAGAGGACUGUGGGGUUAGUGAUAGUGAGCUGAGCUUCAGAGAAGACCAAAUCCUCUCAGAGCUUGGCCACAACAACAGAAUUUACAACAAUGCUGGUGAGGUGGCUAGUGGACAGCUAAUGAACGGUACUUUCUCAAUGGAUGGGACUGGACAAUCGUAUCAGGACUUGAGGGAUGGAAGCCCCUACGGAAUCCCACAGUCUCCCGCUUCCAUAUCAUCCCUUCCAUCACAUACUCCGUUGCUAAAUGGCCUGGAUUACACAAUGGACAAUAAUUUAGGAAUAAUGGCACACGGAGGGCAGGGGGUGAGUCAGACACUCAGAGCUAUGGCUGGAGGCCCAACCUCUGAUAUUUCUACUGGAAGCAGCGUUGGUUAUCCAGACUUUCCAACAAGCCCUGCCUCUUGGCUUGAUGAAAUGGAUCAUCCUCCUUUUUAAAACUUCGCACUCCCUUCAGUUUUGCCAUAUCCCCACUUGC
Molecule: messenger RNA, 1150 nt
Organism: Zootoca vivipara (common lizard)
Lineage: Eukaryota; Metazoa; Chordata; Lepidosauria; Squamata; Lacertidae
Source: RefSeq, a predicted model, not a curated record